Messenger RNA from Poeciliopsis prolifica (blackstripe livebearer), 873 nucleotides. RefSeq lists its product as uncharacterized. The record is from RefSeq and is a predicted model, not a curated record. NCBI's taxonomy places the organism in Eukaryota, Metazoa, Chordata, Actinopteri, Cyprinodontiformes, Poeciliidae. The transcript is spliced from 13 exons. Bases 1 to 759 code for a protein of 252 amino acids.
AUGUGGGGAGACGCUGAGACAGGAAGCAGAGCUGACAGUCGACCUGCCAGCAAAACAGAGAAGAAUGAAGGCGGCUGGAUCUCUGAAGGUGUUUUCUGGGACCCAGUGAGCGCCGCCCCGCAGAGCCGCUCUCAGUCGUCUCUGAUCCGACCACAUCCUGUGAAGCUCUGCCUCGCUGACAGGAAGCCUGCUGACCGGCUCACAUCGACCCGUUCAUCUGCUGCAGGUCCGAUGGGCGACUCGGGGCCGCUGGCGGCGGCGCUCUCUGCGGCCGCGGUGCUGUCGCUCAGCCUGCUGUCGCUGCUCUGUCUGCGCUGCAGAAAGAAGUCCACCAUAAUUCAUGCAGAGUCUCAGAUAUAUGAUCCCCAGGUUUUCCAGCGUGGAGGAAGUAAAUUUGCAGUGGUGAGAUCAAAACAGUUCAUAAACUUGACCAGAGCCAAUCAGAUGUCUUCAAUAGAAACUGCUGGGGAGUCUGCGCUGCCAGACGAUCAAACUGAAGAGCAGGACUAUGAAAACGUUUCAGACUUGCAAACCAACAGCUCCAGCCUGGAACCUGACUACGUAGCGCCAAUCGGAGAGACUUUAUAUGUAAAUGAGAAGAGCAGCUUACCUGAUGCUGAGCUGAAUCCAGGCGUUUACGGGAAUGUUUUCCCAUCGCUGUUAAUAACAGAAGAUGACGACUAUGAAAACACAGAGUUCCUGGAGCAGCAAGCCAAUGAUGAACCGGACUAUGUGAACGAAAACGGGGAGAGCACCUGAACGCAUCACGACCAAACAGCAGCAGAUCAUUACGCAACGUCCGCUUCAUUUUGUAAAUACACAGCAGGUGCUGCCCCCUGGCGGUGAACAAAUAAAUCUAUUCAUUUGUUUCAA